GCAUAAGGCCAACCAGAGAAAACAUAUCUCAGUCUCGCUCGCCCUUGCUUAGCUUGCUCUCCCACCGUCCCACGUAUAUAUACACCUCGAUCGCCUCUUCUCUCUCUCCGGCCGGGAAAAGAAAGAGGCUCUGCUCUCACAUCUGCAAGCCUCCAAAUUUCCCUCGCAUCACCGCAUUCUUACAUUCCUUGAGUUGAGGUCUCCUCGUUGUUGAUCACUCGAUCUCCUCUGAUCUUCGGUUCCAAAUAAUCGAUAGCCAUGCUGUCUUCUCACUGCGAGAACAUGCUCGCCUACGCGGCGGCCGCCGCCGGGCGGCGCGCGUCGGUGCUGGUCGAUCCCCGGCGGUACCGGCCGAACGUGGAGGUGGCGCCCAACUGCCCGCGCUGCGACUCGCCCAACACCAAGUUCUGCUACUACAACAACUACAGCCUCAGCCAGCCCCGCUACUUCUGCAAGGGCUGCCGCCGCUACUGGACCAAGGGCGGCUCCCUCCGGAACGUGCCCGUCGGCGGCGGCUGUCGCAAGAACCGCCGGGGCAGCAAGUCGUCAUCCUCGGCGCGGCCCAUGGCCGACGACACGGCCGCCGCGGCCCGCGACCAUGGGCCCGCGCCUGCAGCGUUCUCUCACCGGUUCCACGGCCCGGUCCGGCCCGACAUGCUCCUCGAAGGCAUGGUCGGCAACCCGCCGGCACAGCUGGGCCAGCCGGCGCCCUCGUCGGCCAACAAGCCCGCCGCGGCGGCAGAUGGCUCGAUGAUUGAUCUCGCAUUGCUCUACUCCAAGUUCUUGAGCCAUCAGCCUGCCAACGACGUGCGGGAAUCGGUCGACACGAGCUCGAGUGGGUCAAGCUCGGCGACGAGCCCGGGCGUGCAACCGGGCUCUGGCCCGGCCCAAGCCCAGGCCCAACACGGGUUCGGCAGGCUGUCUAGCCCGGCAACGGCAAGCACAGAGCAGAGCGAAACGACGACCAUGCUGCAGUGCGCCGACGUGCGCGCGCAGGCGCUCGGCGAGCUCGCCUUCAGCGUGGACCAGAGCUGCUACGACUCGCUCGGGCUGCCAACGGACGGCGGCGAUCUGAUCCUCCGUUCGACUUGGGACCAGGGCGCCAAGUACGAGCCGUUCGAUUCGCUGCCCGUCCCCGAGGAUGCCAUGAGCCUCCACGGCGGUGUCCCGGCCGGAGGUGACGACGUCUGGAGCAAAGUGUUGGGCUCUCAAGGGCUGGAAGCUGCUCUCUGCAGGCCUUGAUGUCAGCUCAUUUUCUAGCUUCAUCGAUCGAUCUGCGGCUGCUGCUGUUUCUUGUGAUUGUUUUCAUGUCUUUCUUUUUCUGAUCUCUACUUAUUUUGAUCUUGUUCGGACAUGGUUUACAUGAGUUACGUGUUCAGGGUCAAGGAGUAUACGUGUGAGAUAAAAAAGAAUGUAAUAAGAUUUUGUAUUUUAUUGGUUAUAUAUGGAGUAUACCGCUACUAUUAAUUUAACAGCUGGUUUUUUGCCUUUU
Messenger RNA from Brachypodium distachyon (stiff brome), 1492 nucleotides. RefSeq names its product dof zinc finger protein DOF5.1. The record is from RefSeq and is a predicted model, not a curated record. Gene Ontology annotation, molecular function: DNA binding; DNA-binding transcription factor activity. NCBI's taxonomy places the organism in Eukaryota, Viridiplantae, Streptophyta, Magnoliopsida, Poales, Poaceae. Gene Ontology annotation, biological process: regulation of DNA-templated transcription. The transcript has a single exon. Bases 259 to 1242 code for a protein of 327 amino acids.